AUGAGCUGUCAUAGAGUUAAGCGCAGAUUAUUGUAGAAGCGAGUGCAGAAUACACAUAAUUUGAAACUCUUUUCUUCGAUCUUCUCUUCUCUUCUUCGCUCGAACUUUGUCUCUACGCGCUUCAAUCCACGAGAAUAAUCUCUUCGCGCUUCAACUACAAGAAUCUUCACCUUUUCCGUUUUUGCGUUUGCUGUAGUUGAAUCCCAAUCAUCUUCCUACAUACGGAUUACAUAUUUCUAAGGGUAGAAGAAAAAAGAAAGCAUGAGUGGGAAUGAGCCAACUCGAGUGAUGAUUGGGGUGAAUCAAUCCAACAUCAAAGGCUAUCCCCAUGUCUCUAUCAGCUCUCAACGUGCUUUUGAAUGGACUCUCCAAAAGAUUGUUCGAGACAACAUCACUGGCUUCAAGCUUCUUUUUCUCCAUGUACAAGUCCCUGAUGAAGAUGGUUUUGAUGACAUAGAUAGCAUAUAUGCCUCUCCUGAUGAUUUUAAAAGCAUGAACAACAGAGAACGGAAGAGAGGACUUCAUCUGUUGGAGUAUUUUGUCCGUAGAUGUCAUGAAGUAGGGAUUGCGUGUGAAGCCUGGAUACGAAAGGGUGAUCCCCAAGAGACUAUCUGCCAUGAAGUUAAGCAGGUUCGACCUGAUUUUUUAGUAGUUGGAUGCAGGGGACUUGGACCCUUUCAAAGGGUGUUCGUGGGUACUGUGAGUGAAUUUUGUGUCAAGCAUGCUGAAUGCCCUGUCAUUACUAUCAAACGGCUUGCAGAAGAGACUCCUCGAGAUCCUGUAGACGAUUAAUUUGUAUGCAAUGGAUGGGCAAUAUUAGUUUGUAAAUAAUCCUGAAUUUCAAGACGGUGAAAAUUGUGCAGAUUUUCUGUUGGAUUAAAAUGUUGAAUCUAAUAUUGGUUUGUCGAGGACAAGGUCGUUUGGACUUUUGGUUGUCAAUGAAAUGAAUAUUAUGCAUUGUUGUAAAUUGUUCUCUCUUGAACUUUUGCUAAAAAACCUUUCAUGUUAUGUUCGUCUUUCAA
Amaranthus tricolor (Joseph's coat) is the source of this 1022-nucleotide messenger RNA. Its product is annotated as universal stress protein A-like protein. NCBI's taxonomy places the organism in Eukaryota, Viridiplantae, Streptophyta, Magnoliopsida, Caryophyllales, Amaranthaceae. The transcript has 5 exons. The coding region runs from base 262 to 792 and encodes 176 amino acids. The record is from RefSeq and is a predicted model, not a curated record. Gene Ontology annotation, molecular function: AMP binding.